AACUUGGUAGGUUGAUUGAAUAAUACGUCCUUGUGCAAGCCAGUGAAAUUGGGAUAUCCAUUUCCAUGGAAGCCAUGCGGAUCAACUGUGAAUUGAAAGGCUAACGGCUCCCCACCUUUUGGUGGGAAUGACUUCCCCUUGAGUGCUCUGUCACCCCGCACCUCCGUUUCGAUUGCUGCCCGUGGCCGUUGUCAUCUGGAGGGAGUGGAUUAUUCCCUGCAGGCCGAGGGCUGGUACUUCAGCUGCCGUCGACCAGCCCCCGAGAACGCAACGGAUGUCCGUCCCACUUAAAACAAUCAGCAAAUCACGUGGUAUUACUCCGUAGUUACUUGGGCUCUGCAAAGUAACCACGCCAAGAACUCCAGACAGUGCCCAAACGUCAUUGGCAUCGAUGCACCUCUCGGAGCAUCUCCUAGACUCGCGGGUUUCGCUUCAUCUGGCUAAUAACAAACAGCCUCACCGGCAGUCCAGCAUGUCUCCAACACCGUCCGACUCUCCUCAUGGAGCUACAGAUUCAGCACUCAAUUCAUCCAAUGUUCUGACCCUUGCCGCCUCGUGCCUUGACAAGGAUGCACCGAACCUGAAUACCGCGUGGGAGGCGAUUGCGCUCGUGGGCCAUGCGUGCAUGGUUGCUGUUGAUUUCAGAUUAAUCGGUCUCGGAGAAGAUCGAAGAGUAGAGCAAAAUGCCCCCACGGCCGUGCUUCCCAAGGAGUGGAAUCAGACGAAAAUUUACUCAUUCCAAUACGCGCAUAGCCGAUCUUCCAUGCAAUUCAUUCUGAAGGUUAUACAACUCGGAAAUAACGCCGUUGUUUCUGCCAUCGCUCUCGGCGACGACAGAACAGCUUCCUUCGACAUCUUUGUUCGUGAUUAUGUUUCCCUAUCAUCUCUACCUAUCUCUCCAUCUUCGGAUCUUUCGGAUACCCUAAAUCGCGUUUUUAUCUCCCCUGAACGUUUGAAGGACCUCAUUUCACUCUUCCGAAUAAACGUUAUUCAGAAACUCGCCCCAGGCCUACAGAAAGAGGGAUACGAAGAUACUUCCCAAGGCGCAGGCGGCGCUUCCCGGCGUCGCCAGGAAGAAGUUGAAGAUCGAAGACCGCCGCGAGAUCCGUUGCGGGAUGAUCGAUUUCCUCCCCCCGUCCAGCCACACCCUUUCCACGAUCCACUCGCCGCUCCGCCCCGCCGUCCCCUUCCCGCCGGCGAUUUUCCACCUCCGGGCUUUGAAGAUGAAUACGAGAUCAAUGUCCCACCUCGAGGAUACAAUCCGUAUGGUGGCGAACGUCGGCCCUUGAACAUUGGCGACCGAGAUUUGUAUCCUCCCGGCCUGGGUCCGCAUGAUCCGCUCCGGCCACACUUAGGGCCAUCGGGAGGUGGUGGUGGGAUGCACCCGACGUUUGAUGAUCCUAUAUUUGGCGGGACUGGCGGGCAAGGUGGGCCGUUUGAUCCGCAAGUUCCGCCAGGCGCCAGAUAUGAUCCUGUAGGCCCAGGAGACGGGAGACCUUUUGGGCGUGGAGCAGGCCGGGGAGGAGGUGCGGGGCCCGGAGCAGGCGGGUUUGGUGGACUUGGUAGGUUUGGAGGAGGCUUUGGGGGAGAUAUAAUCUGA
Molecule: messenger RNA, 1600 nt
Organism: Coccidioides posadasii C735 delta SOWgp
Lineage: Eukaryota; Fungi; Ascomycota; Eurotiomycetes; Onygenales; Onygenaceae
Biological process (GO): proteasome-mediated ubiquitin-dependent protein catabolic process
Molecular function (GO): endopeptidase inhibitor activity; proteasome binding
Source: RefSeq, a predicted model, not a curated record